This is a messenger RNA of Anopheles bellator, 14313 nucleotides long. It is a transcript of the gene Dhc64C, whose product is annotated as dynein heavy chain, cytoplasmic. Gene Ontology annotation, cellular component: dynein complex. The transcript has 10 exons. Gene Ontology annotation, molecular function: ATP hydrolysis activity; ATP binding; minus-end-directed microtubule motor activity. Gene Ontology annotation, biological process: microtubule-based movement. Bases 1 to 14079 code for a protein of 4692 amino acids. The record is from RefSeq and is a predicted model, not a curated record. Lineage: Eukaryota; Metazoa; Arthropoda; Insecta; Diptera; Culicidae.
AUGGGUGACUCACUGGAGGCGACCAUCCCGAGCAUGGGGAGCGAGCCGCCACCAUCUGUGGAGGCGGAGACGGUCGCCAUUAUCGAUUUCGACAAUUUUUCCAACUAUCUUCGGAAGGCGAUUACGGUCCUGCUGCCGGAGGAUGAUGUGAAGUCGUUCGGUCCCUUGAAUGGUGCCCUGGAGGACAGCAUGAAUCAGGACUGCAUUCGGAAGUUCAUCUCCGAUCCGCAAACGCAGGCUCUGUACAUUCAGCGGAACUGCUUCAAAGACGAUGAAAAUGAACCACCAACCGAGGGCGAAGAGGAAAAGGAUUCCAUCACGUACUACUUUGGGAACGAUGUCCACUUCACCAACCAACGGAUGGCGUCGCUGGUGUGCGUCAAGCGGGGCUCGUUGAUCGAGGCGGACAAAUCGAUCCACUCACAGGUCCGACUGAUCAACUUUUCUGAGGGAUCGCCCUACGAAACCCUACACUCGUUCAUCAGCAAAACUCUUGCGCCGUACUUCAAGAGUUACGUGAAGGAAUCGGGUCGUGCAGAUCGCGACGGUGACAAGAUGGCCCCGUCGGUUGAAAAGAAGCUGGCCGAGCUGGAGAUGGGACUGUUGCAUCUGCAGCAAAACAUCGACAUCCCAGAGGUCACGCUGAACAUCAACGGCACCGUGGCUCAGAUGGUGAAGAAGUGUGCUGACGAGCAGCGUAAGGCGAAGAUAACCGAUUUCGGUGACAAGGUGCAGGAUUCCACCUUCCUGAACACGCUGCAGAAUGGGGUCAAUCGGUGGAUUAAGGAAAUUCAGAAAGUAACCAAACUUGACCGUGACCCCUCGUCUGGAACGGCAUUACAGGAGAUAUCGUUUUGGUUGAACCUGGAGCGAGCGCUGCAUCGCAUUCAGGAGAAGCGCGAAUCGCCCGAGGUUGCCCUUACGCUGAACAUCCUGAAGCAUGGUAAGCGCUUCCACGCGACCGUUUCGUUCGACACGGACACCGGUCUCAAACAGACGCUAGCGAUGGUGGCCGAUUACAACCCACUGAUGAAGGACUUUCCGAUCAACGAUCUGCUGUCGGCGACGGAGCUAGAUAAGAUCCGCCAAGCGGUCCAUUCGAUCUUCAAUCAUCUGCGCAAGAUCCGAAACACCAAGUAUCCGAUCCAGCGCUGCUUGAGACUGAUUGAAGCGAUCUCGCGCGAUCUUAGCCAACAGCUGCUGAAGGUGCUAGGAACGCGACGCCUGAUGCACAUUCCGUUCGAUGAGUUCGAGCGAGUCAUGAAUCAGUGUUUCGAGGUGUUUAGCUGCUGGGACGACGAGUACGAUAAGCUGCUGGGUACAUUGCGCGAAAUCGUCAAGCGGAAGCGUGACGAACACAUUAAAAUGGUGUGGCGUAUUUCACCGGCGCACAAGAUCCUACAGCAGCGCAUGGAGCACAUGCGUAAGUUCCGCCGUCAGCACGAACAGCUGCGCACGGUGAUCGUACGCGUGCUGCGCCCGGCCCGGCAACCAUCCGUGUUGCCAACCGUGCCCGGUGGUGACGGGGGUGCAGAUGGAAAGCAACCGUACAGUCUGGAUACGGCCGAUGCCAACGCGAUCGAGGAGGUCAACCUGGCGUACGAGAACGUGAAGGAGAUCGAGUGCUUGGACAUCUCGAAGGAGGGCUCCGAGGCGUGGGACGCCGCGAUCAAGCGCUACGAGGAGCGCAUCGAUCGGGUUGAGGCGCGCAUCACGGCCCAUUUGCGCGAUCAGCUCGGAACGGCGAAGAAUGCAAACGAAAUGUUUCGUAUCUUCUCGCGUUUCAAUGCGCUCUUCGUGCGACCUCACAUCCGUGGGGCGAUCCGCGAGUACCAAACGCAGCUCAUCCAGCGCGUAAAGGACGACAUUGAAUCGUUGCACGAAAAGUUUAAGGUGCAAUAUCCUCAAAGCAAGAGCUGCCGAUUGUCAGUCGUACGUGAUCUUCCUCCCGUCGCUGGAUCGAUCAUUUGGGCACGGCAGAUCGAUAACCAGUUGACCAUGUACCUCAAGCGCGUUGAGGACGUUCUGGGUCGCGGAUGGGAAUCGCACAUUGAUGGGCAAAAACUGAAGGCGGACGGUGACAGCUUCCGGGCGAAGCUAUCCACCGCCGAAGUGUUUCAAGACUGGGCGCGUAAGGUGCAGGAACGUAAUACCGGAAUUACCGGGCGUAUCUUCUCGAUCGAAGCUACUCGUUCGCGCACCGGACGUGGCAAUACGCUCCGUUUGCGGGUGAACUUCCUGCCGGAAAUAAUCACCCUCUACAAGGAGGUGCGCAAUUUGAAGAGUCUCGGCUUCCGGGUGCCGCUCGCGAUCGUCAACAAGGCCCAUCAAGCGAACCAGCUUUAUCCGUUCGCGAUUUCGUUGAUCGAAAGCAUUCGUACGUACGAGCGAACGCUGGAAAAGCUAAACAAUAGGACAUUAGCACAAAAUUCAGUAUUUAAGAUUGAGGAUCGAGCCAGUAUCAUACCGUUGGUGGCUGGGUUGCGCAAGGAAGUGCUGCAGCUAAUCUCCGAGGGUAUUGCGCUGGUUUGGGAAAGCUACAAGCUGGACCCGUACGUUCAGCGCCUGUCGGAGAAUGUGGUUUCUUUCCAGGAGAAGGUCGAAGAUCUGCUAGUGGUCGAGGAGCAGCUCGAUGUGGACGUGCGUUCGCUUGAAACGUGCCCCUAUAGUGCGGCUACGUUCGCUGACAUUCUGUCGAAGAUACAGCACGCCGUCGACGAUCUGUCGCUGAAACAGUACUCGAACCUACACGUUUGGGUUUCGCGGUUGGAUGAAGAGGUCGAAAAGAAGCUAGCCGCACGGCUGCAAGCCGGAGUGCAAGCGUGGACCGAUGCACUCACCGGCAACAAGAAGGAACUCGACCUGUCGAUGGACACCGACGCGCCGACUCAGCCGACCAUUCGGCCCGGUGGUGAUCCGCAGAUUCAGCGAGCAAUUCACGAGAUUCGCAUCACCAACCAGCAGAUGUAUCUGUACCCAUCGAUCGAGGAAGCUCGCUUCCAGAUCAUGCAGCAACUGUUUGCCUGGGAGGCGAUCGUAACGUCGCAGACACGUUUGCAAAGUUCGCGGUAUCAGGUCGGGCUCGAUAAGCCGGUUUCGCAAACGUACCGCAAUUUGCUCACGAAACUUCCGACCGGUUCGGAUCCACUCGAGGGCGCGUACGGGGCGAUCGAGAACCAGAUCACGGAGGUGCGCAACUACGUCGACGAGUGGCUGCGCUACCAGAGCCUGUGGGAUCUGCAGGCGGACAUCCUGUACGGCCGGCUCGGUGAGGACAUCAAUCUGUGGAUCAAGUGUUUGAACGAUAUUAAGAAAUCGCGCACCACAUUCGACACAUCGGACACCCGUCGCGCUUACGGUCCGAUCGUGAUCGAUUACGCCAAGGUACAGGCGAAGGUCACGCUCAAAUACGACUCGUGGCACAAGGAGGCGCUCAGCAAGUUUGGCUCACUGCUCGGCAACGAGAUGAGUACGUUCCACACGAAAGUAUCCAAGAGCCGCAGUGAUCUCGAGCAGCAGAGCAUCGAAGCGGCCAGCACGUCGGAUGCCGUGUGUUUCAUCACGUACGUUCAGUCGCUCAAAAAGGAGAUGCUCGUUUGGGACAAGCAGGUUGAAGUGUACCGUGAAGCCCAGCGCAUCCUAGAACGCCAGCGCUUCCAGUUCCCCAACAACUGGUUGCACGUGGACAACAUCGAAGGUGAGUGGUCCGCGUUCAAUGAGAUCAUGAAGCGCAAGGAUUCCGCCAUCCAGACGCAGGUCGCCAGCUUGCAGGCGAAGAUCGUUGCUGAAGAUAAAGCGGUCGAGACGCGUACGGUCGAUUUCUUGAACGAUUGGGAAAAGAACAAACCGACGGGCGGAAGAACGCGUCCCGAUGAUGCCCUGCAGCAACUGCACAUUUUUGAGACAAAGUUCUCGCGGUUGAAGGAAGAGCGCGAUAAUGUAGCGAAAGCAAAGGAAGCGCUGGAGCUGCAGGAAUCGGCCAUCCCGAACAACAGCACCGAACGUAUGAGUGUGGUGCUGGAAGAGCUGCAAGAUUUGCGUGGUGUCUGGAGCGAACUUUCGAAGGUUUGGGCCCAAAUCGAUGAGACACGCGAAAAACCAUGGCUGUCGGUUCAACCGCGCAAGCUGCGCCAAUCCCUCGAGGCAAUGAUGAACCAACUGAAGGAGCUUCCGGCCAGGUUGCGUAUGUACGAGAGUUAUGAGUACGUUAAGAAGCUGCUCCAGAGCUAUAUCAAGGUGAACAUGAUGAUUGUGGAGCUAAAGUCGGACGCACUGAAAGAGCGCCACUGGAAGCAGUUGACAAAGCAGUUGCGUGUCAGCUGGGUGCUUUCCGAUUUGACACUCGGCCAGGUUUGGGAUGUAAAUCUACUGAAAAACGAAUCGAUCGUGAAGGACAUCAUCCUUGUGGCGCAGGGUGAGAUGGCACUCGAGGAGUUCCUGAAGCAGGUGCGCGAAAGUUGGCAAAACUACGAACUGGAUCUGAUCAACUAUCAGAACAAGUGUCGCAUCAUCCGCGGCUGGGACGAUCUGUUCAACAAGGUGAAGGAGCACAUUAACUCGGUGGCCGCUAUGAAACUGUCACCGUACUAUAAGGUGUUCGAGGAGGAGGCCCUCACCUGGGAAGAGAAACUGAAUCGCAUCAACUCGCUGUUCGACGUUUGGAUCGAUGUCCAGCGCCGUUGGGUGUACCUGGAGGGUAUCUUCUCCGGCAGCGCCGACAUCAAGACGCUGCUGCCUGUCGAAACGUCUCGCUUCCAGAGCAUUAGCUCGGAGUUUCUGGGGCUCAUGAAGAAGGUGGCCAAAUCGCCAAAGGUCAUGGACGUACUGAACAUCCCCGCCGUGCAGCGAUCGCUCGAACGAUUGGCUGAUCUGUUGGGCAAAAUCCAGAAAGCGCUCGGUGAGUAUCUCGAGCGUGAGCGGACCUCAUUCCCGCGGUUCUACUUUGUCGGAGACGAGGAUCUGCUCGAGAUCAUCGGUAACAGCAAGAACGUUGCGCGGCUGCAGAAACACUUCAAAAAGAUGUUUGCUGGCGUAGCCUCGAUUCUGCUGAACGAGGACAACACCGUCAUCUUGGGCAUUGCUUCGCGCGAAGGUGAAGAGGUACGUUUCAUCAAACCCGUCUCAACGGUCGACCAUCCGAAGAUCAACGAGUGGUUGUCGCUGGUCGAGAAGGAGAUGCGCUUUACGCUCGCUUCGUACCUUGCGCAAGCGGUACAGGAUAUUAAGCAGUUCAAGGACGUGAUCGAUACGCAAAAGUACAUGGAAUGGUGCGACAAGUACCAGGCCCAGAUCGUGGUGCUCGCAGCUCAGAUCCUUUGGUCGGAAGAUGUCGAGAAUGCUCUUCAACAAACUUCCGAAGGCACUGCUGCUAGUGGAAAGGAUGCGAAGAGCACUCCACUGCAACGAGUGCUGUCCACGGUCGAGAAGACGCUGAACGUGCUAGCGGACUCAGUACUCCAGGAGCAGCCAGCACUGCGACGCAAAAAGCUUGAACAUCUGAUCAACGAGUUCGUCCACAAGCGAACCGUUACGCGCCGCCUGAUCGCACACGGCGUUAACAAUCCGAAAUCGUUCCACUGGCUGUGCGAGAUGCGGUUCUACUUCGACCCACGCCAAACGGAGGUCCUACAGCAGCUCACGAUCCACAUGGCGAACGCACGUUUCUACUACGGAUUCGAGUAUCUCGGGGUGCAAGACCGGUUGGUGCAAACGCCACUAACCGACCGCUGCUACCUCACGAUGACGCAAGCGCUCGAGGCACGGCUCGGGGGAUCACCGUUCGGGCCAGCCGGUACCGGCAAGACGGAAUCGGUCAAGGCGCUCGGUAAUCAGCUGGGCCGCUUCGUGCUCGUGUUCAACUGUGACGAAACGUUCGACUUCCAGGCGAUGGGCCGCAUCUUUGUCGGUCUGUGUCAGGUCGGUGCUUGGGGCUGCUUCGACGAGUUCAAUCGUCUGGAGGAGCGCAUGCUGUCCGCCGUGUCGCAACAAAUUCAAACAAUCCAGGAAGCGCUCAAAUCACAGCAAGACUCCUCCAACCGUGACGCACAGGCGGGCAUCACAGUGGAGCUGGUCGGCAAGCAGGUGCGCGUAUCAACCGAUAUGGCCAUCUUUAUCACGAUGAAUCCGGGGUACGCGGGCCGCUCGAAUCUGCCGGAUAAUCUUAAGAAACUGUUCCGCUCGCUCGCGAUGACUACUCCCGAUCGGCAGCUGAUUGCGGAGGUGAUGCUGUUCAGCCAAGGUUUCCGCACGGCCGAGAAACUGGCCUGCAAGAUCGUGCCUUUCUUUAAACUGUGCGACGAGCAGCUCUCCAACCAAUCGCACUACGACUUUGGACUGCGUGCACUCAAAUCGGUGCUGGUGUCCGCUGGCAACGUGAAGCGCGAUCGGAUCAUGCGUAUCAAGGACAUGAUGAGACAGCGAGGGGACGAAAAAAUCGACGAAGCGUCGAUCGCAGAAAGCCUUCCCGAGCAGGAGAUUCUCAUUCAGUCCGUGUGCGAAACGAUGGUUCCGAAACUGGUGGCGGAGGACAUCCCGCUCCUGUUUUCACUGUUGAGUGAUGUGUUCCCGAACGUUGGGUACACGCGUGCCGAGAUGAAGGGUCUGAAGGACGAAAUCCGGAAGGUUUGCGCCGAAGAGUAUCUGGUUUGCGGCGAAGGCGACGAACAGGGCGGUGCCUGGAUGGAGAAGGGAUUUGGCGAAACAUGGGUUGACAAAGUACUGCAAUUGUAUCAAAUCUCCAACCUGAACCACGGUCUCAUGAUGGUUGGUCCGUCGGGCUCAGGAAAAUCAUCCGCCUGGAAAGUGCUGCUCAAGGCUCUCGAGCGCUUCGAGGGAACCGAGGGUGUCGCUCACGUCAUCGAUCCGAAGGCCAUCUCGAAGGAAGCGCUCUACGGUGUGCUCGAUCCGAAUACGCGCGAAUGGACCGACGGUCUGUUUACGCACAUUCUGCGCAAAAUCAUCGACAACGUGCGCGGCGAGAUCAACAAACGCCAGUGGAUUAUCUUCGACGGAGACGUGGAUCCGGAGUGGGUCGAGAACCUUAACUCGGUGCUGGAUGACAACAAGCUGCUAACGCUGCCGAAUGGUGAACGAUUGUCGCUGCCACCGAACGUGCGCAUCAUGUUCGAGGUGCAGGACCUUAAGUACGCCACCCUGGCGACCGUUUCUCGGUGCGGUAUGGUUUGGUUCUCGGAAGACGUCCUCUCGACGGAGAUGAUCUUCGAGAACUACAUGUCACGGUUGCGCCACAUCCCCCUGGAGGAUGGGGAAGAGGAAAGUUUCAGCGGCCAGCCAAAGAGUGCCGAGAAGGAGGACGAAGUAACACCGGCGCUACAGACGCAGCGUGAGAUUGCGGCCCUGAUGCAGCCGUACUUCUCCUCCGACGGGCUGGUAGUCCGCUGUCUUGAGUAUGCCAUGGGCCAGGAACACAUCAUGGACUUUACGCGUCUCCGUGCGCUCAGUUCGUUGUUUUCGAUGCUCAAUCAGGGUGCACGUAAUGUGUUGACCUUCAACCAGCAACACCCGGACUUCCCGGUUCCGCCGGAGCAGCUCGAACAGUACAUCCCGAAACUGUUGAUCUACUCGAUGCUGUGGUCGUUUGCCGGUGAUUCCAAGUUGAAGGUGCGUUCCGAUUUGGGUGAUUUCUUGCGCAGCAUUACGACCGUUACGCUGCCAGCGCAGGGUGCAAAUCCAAUCAUUGACUACGAAGUCAACAUCGGAGGCGAUUGGGUUCCAUGGUCGAACAAAGUCCCCGUCAUUGAGAUCGAAACCCACAAAGUGGCCGCACCGGACGUCGUCGUGCCAACACUCGAUACCGUGCGCCACGAAUCACUCCUGUACACGUGGCUUGCGGAACAUAAGCCACUGGUUCUUUGCGGUCCUCCCGGUUCCGGUAAGACGAUGACGCUCUUCUCGGCUCUUCGAGCCCUUCCCGAUAUGGAGGUCGUUGGGCUGAAUUUCUCGUCCGCAACGACACCGGAACUGUUGCUCAAAACGUUCGAUCAUUACUGCGAGUAUCGCAAAACACCAAACGGUGUGGUGCUGGCACCGGUACAGCUUGGCAAGUGGCUCGUGCUGUUCUGUGAUGAGAUCAAUCUUCCCGACAUGGACUCGUACGGUACGCAGCGGGUGAUUUCUUUCCUCCGCCAGCUGGUGGAGCAUAAGGGCUUCUACCGUGCGGCCGACCAAUCGUGGGUUACGCUCGAACGCAUACAGUUUGUGGGCGCCUGUAACCCUCCGACCGAUCCAGGACGUAAGCCGCUUAGCCAUCGGUUCUUGCGCCACGUUCCGAUCAUCUACGUCGACUAUCCGGGAGAAACUUCGCUCAAGCAGAUCUACGGUACGUUCAGCCGUGCGAUGCUGCGAUUGAUGCCGAACCUUCGGGGCUACGCCGAGCCACUCACGAACGCGAUGGUCGAGUUCUAUCUUGCGUCACAGGAUCGUUUCACGCAGGACAUGCAACCGCAUUACGUGUACUCACCGCGAGAGAUGACGCGCUGGGUGCGUGGUAUUUGCGAAGCGAUCCGCCCACUGGACAACCUACCCGUUGAGGGACUAGUGCGGCUGUGGGCGCACGAAGCACUUCGCUUGUUCCAGGACCGUUUAGUGGAGGAAUCGGAACGUCGCUGGACCAACGAAAACAUUGAUCUGGUGGCGAUGAAGCACUUCCCGAGCGUUGAUCGUGAGAGGGCACUGGCGCGACCGAUCCUUUACAGCAACUGGCUAUCGAAGGACUACAUGCCGGUCAAUCGGGACGAGCUGCGUGACUAUGUCAAGGCCCGGCUGAAGGUGUUCUACGAGGAAGAGUUGGACGUUCCGCUCGUGCUGUUCGAUGAGGUGCUCGAGCACGUGCUGCGUAUCGAUCGUAUCUUCCGCCAACCUCAGGGCCACCUGCUGCUGAUCGGUGUGUCGGGUGCUGGCAAGACAACGCUCUCGCGAUUCGUCGCGUGGAUGAAUGGUUUGUCGAUCUUCCAGAUCAAGGUGCACAACAAGUACACGAGCGAAGAUUUUGACGAAGAUCUGCGGUGUGUGCUGCGCCGGGCGGGCUGCAAGGACGAGAAGAUCGCCUUCAUACUGGACGAAUCGAACGUGCUGGAUUCUGGAUUCCUCGAGCGCAUGAACACACUGCUGGCAAACGGUGAAGUGCCCGGUCUGUUCGAGGGUGAUGAGUACACGACCCUCAUGACGCAGUGCAAGGAAGGAGCGCAACGUGAAGGUCUUAUGCUUGAUUCAAGCGACGAGCUGUACAAAUGGUUUACACAGCAAGUGAUGCGCAAUCUGCAUGUCGUCUUCACGAUGAACCCAUCGACCGAUGGGUUGAAGGAUCGGGCCGCAACGUCACCGGCCCUGUUUAACCGCUGCGUGCUGAACUGGUUCGGUGAUUGGUCCGAUUCGGCAUUGUUCCAAGUUGGCAAAGAGUUUACCAUUCGUGUCGAUCUCGAGAAACCCACCUGGAGCGCACCCGACUUCUUCCCAGCCGUGUGUCCGUUGGUAUCGAAUACCCCAUCACAUCGUGAUGCCGUCAUUAAUAGCUGCGUGUACGUCCAUCAGACACUGCACAAAGCGAACGCACGCCUUGCGAAGCGGGGCAGCCGCACAAUGGCCAUUACUCCGCGCCACUAUCUGGACUUUAUUCACCACUUCGUGAAACUGUACUCUGAGAAGCGAAGCGAUCUCGAAGAGCAGCAACUCCACUUGAACGUGGGUCUCAACAAGAUCGCCGAAACGGUUGAACAGGUGGAAGAGAUGCAGAAAUCGUUGGCCGUAAAGUCGCAAGAGCUGCAAGCGAAGAACGAAGCCGCCAACGCUAAGCUGAAACAGAUGUUCAAGGAUCAGCAGGAGGCGGAAAUCAAGAAAGUGCAAUCGCAAGAAAUUCAACACCAGCUGGCCGAACAGACGGUCAAGAUCGAAGAGAAACGGAAAGACGUUAUGGCCGACCUGGCACAAGUGGAACCAGCCGUUAUCGAUGCGCAAGCCGCCGUUGGCAACAUCAAGAAGAAGCAGCUGGCGGAGGUACGCACCAUGGCGAAUCCUCCGCUGCCGGUCAAGAUGGCCCUCGAGUCCGUCUGUUUACUGCUCGGUGAAGACGAUCGUGGCGGCGAUUGGAAAGCAAUCCGUGCGAUCAUGGUCAAAGAUAGCUUCAUUGCAUCGAUCGUCAAGCUGGACACAUCACACAUUACCGAUGAGGUGCGUGAAAAGAUGAAAUCGAAGUAUCUCAGCAACCCGGAUUACAACUUCGAAAAGGUGAACCGCGCCUCGAUGGCCUGUGGUCCGAUGGUGAAAUGGGCCAUCGCACAGGUAGAGUACGCGGACAUGUUGAAGCGCGUGGAACCGCUGCGGGAUGAGUUGGGUUCGCUGGAGCACCAGGCCGAAACGAACAUCAAGCACGGCCAGGAGGUGAAGGAACUGAUCGCCCAGCUGGAGCAGAGUAUUGCCGCGUACAAGGAAGAGUACGCACAGUUGAUCUCGCAAGCGCAAGCCAUUAAGACGGAUCUGGAGAACGUACAAGCGAAGGUUGACCGUUCGAUUGCGCUGCUCAAGAGUUUGGUGAUCGAACGCGAACGUUGGGAAGCCACGAGUGAAACAUUCCGCUCGCAGAUGUCCACCAUCGUCGGCGAUGUGCUGCUUUCGGCCGCCUUCAUUGCGUACGGUGGCUACUUCGAUCAGCACUAUCGAAGCAACCUUUUCUCGACCUGGUGUCAACACUUGCAGUCGGCGAGCAUACAGUUCCGGCCGGAUAUUGCGCGCACCGAGUAUCUGUCCAACCCGGACGAACGGUUGCGCUGGCAAGCGAACGCCCUACCGACCGAUGAUCUCUGCACGGAGAAUGCGAUCAUGUUGAAGCGCUUCAAUCGCUAUCCGCUCAUUAUCGACCCGUCCGGUCAGGCGACGGAGUUCAUCUUGAACGAGUUUAAGGACAAGAAGAUCACCAAGACCAGCUUCUUGGACGAUUCGUUCCGCAAGAACCUCGAGUCGGCACUACGAUUCGGCAAUCCGCUCCUGGUGCAGGAUGUUGAAAACUAUGAUCCGAUUCUCAAUCCGGUGCUGAAUCGCGAGCUGCGUCGUACGGGUGGUCGUGUGCUGAUUACGCUCGGCGAUCAAGACAUUGAUCUUUCGCCCUCAUUCGUGAUCUUCCUAUCAACGCGUGACCCAACGGUCGAGUUCCCGCCCGAUAUCUGUUCUCGAGUGACGUUCGUGAACUUUACCGUCACCCGCAGCUCGCUGCAAUCGCAGUGUCUCAACCAGGUGCUAAAGGCCGAACGGCCCGAUAUCGACGAGAAGCGUUCGGAUCUACUGAAGCUACAGGGUGAGUUCCACCUGCGGCUGCGGCAACUCGAGAAAAGCUUACUGCAAGCGCUGAACGAUGCAAAGGGGAAAAUCCUGGACGACGAUUCGGUCAUCACGACGCUCGAGACACUCAAAAAGGAAGCGGCCGAUAUUGGGCAGAAGGUGGAAGAGACGGACAAGGUGAUCGGUGAGAUCGAAACCGUAUCGCAGCAGUACCUGUCGCUGUCGCAAGCCUGCUCCAACAUCUACUUCACGAUGGACAGCCUCAACCAGGUGCACUUCCUGUAUCAAUACUCGCUGAAGAUGUUCCUCGACAUAUUCAGCACCGUACUGCACAACAACCCGAAACUCGAGGGGAAAACCGACUACACGGGCCGCCUGUUGAUCAUCACGUCCGAUCUUUAUCGCGUGUGCUACGAUCGUGUCGCGCGUGGUAUGCUUCACGCCGAUCGGCUCACGUUUGCAAUUUUGCUCUGCCGUAUACACCUGAAGGGCACAUCGGAAGCAAACCUUGACCAGGAGUUUAACUUCUUCCUGCGCAACAAGGAGGGCCUGGUGGCAUCGUCGGCGCACGUCGAUGGCGUCAGUGCUGAGCAGCUUGAAUCGGUGACACGCCUAGCGACCCGGCUACCGAUCUUCCGGAAGUUGCUCGACAAGAUUAAGGCAAUGCCGGAACUGACCGCUUGGCUGCAGCAGGGAUCACCCGAGCAGAAUGUUCCGAUCCUGUGGGACGAAUCGAAGGCUCUUUCUGCCGUUUCGGCUGCCAUGCAUCAGCUGCUACUGAUUCAGGCAUUCCGACCCGAUCGAGUUAUUGCCGCGGCACACCUCUUCGUGUCGACCGUGCUCGGAGAGGACUUUAUGCCGCAGGCCGAGAAGGAACUGGACUUUGCUACGUGCGUCGACAAGGAACUGGCCAGUAACACGCCGGCCCUGCUCUGCUCCGUCACCGGGUACGAUGCAUCUUCCCGUGUUGACGAUUUGGCCGCAGAGCUGAACAAACAGAUCUCCAGCAUCGCAAUUGGUUCGGCCGAGGGCUUCAACCAGGCCGAGAGAGUGAUCAACAUGGCCUGCAAAUCGGGCCGCUGGGUGCUGCUGAAGAACGUUCACCUUGCGCCGCAAUGGUUAGUGCAGCUGGAGAAGAAACUGCACUCGCUGCAACCCCACUCCGGGUUCCGGCUCUUCCUCACGAUGGAGAUCAAUCCGAAAGUGCCGGUGAACUUGCUGCGUGCUGGACGGAUCUUUGUCUACGAACCACCACCAGGCAUUCGGGCCAAUCUGUUGCGCACCUUCUCGACAGUCCCGGCCGCACGCAUGAUGAAGCAACCGAGUGAACGCGCCCGGCUCUACUUCCUGCUGUCCUGGUUCCACGCCAUCGUCCAAGAACGUUUGCGCUACGUGCCGCUCGGAUGGGCCAAGAAGUACGAGUUCAACGAGUCGGAUUUGCGGGUCGCUUGCGAUACGCUCGACACGUGGAUCGAUGCGACCGCGAUGGGUCGCACAAACCUGCCGCCCGAGAAGGUGCCAUGGGAUGCCCUGGUAACGCUUCUCUCGCAGAGUAUCUACGGCGGUAAAAUCGAUAACGAUUUCGAUCAGCGCCUGUUGUCGUCCUUCCUCUCCAAACUCUUCACGGCGCAUAGCUUCGAGGCCGAGUUUGCGCUCGUUGCCAACGUGGACGGAGUGGCCGGUGGACCGAACGGCCAACGGCACAUUACGAUGCCGGACGGUACGCGUCGUGAUCACUUCCUCAAGUGGAUCGAAGCAUUGGCAGAUCGCCAAACGCCCUCGUGGCUUGGGUUGCCAAACAAUGCCGAAAAGGUGUUGCUGACCACAAGGGGAACCGAUUUGAUCAGCAAGCUGCUUAAAAUGCAGCAACUCGAGGACGACGACGAGCUGGCGUACAGUAACGACGAAAGUCUCGAUACGAUGCAAACUCGCCAAGAGGAUGGCCGCCCGUCGUGGAUGAAAACGCUACACAACAGUGCACUAACGUGGCUCGAGUUGUUGCCGAAGAGUUUGGCCACCCUGAAGCGAACGGUGGAGAACAUCAAAGACCCACUGUAUCGAUACUUUGAGCGAGAAGUUUCGUCCGGUGCCAAACUGUUGCAAACCGUGGUGAGCGAUCUGCAGGACGUGGUGCUGAUCUGUCAAGGCGAAAAGAAGCAAACGAACUACCACCGGACGAUGCUGAGUGAGCUGGUGCGCGGUAUACUGCCGGCCGGUUGGCGUCGGUACACCGUUCCCGCCGGGUGCACCGUCAUCCAGUGGAUCACGGACUUUAGUCAUCGGGUUCAGCAGUUGCAGCGGGUUUCUUCGCUUGUGUCGCAAGCCGGUGCCAAGGAGCUGCAAAGUUUCCCCGUCUGGCUCGGUGGACUGUUCAAUCCGGAGGCGUACAUUACCGCCACGAGACAGUGUGUGGCGCAGGCGAACAGUUGGUCGCUGGAGGAGCUUGCCCUAACCGUCACCAUCACCGAGAGUGGUUCCGAUGGUUUCGACAACCUCAAGGACAGUAGCUUCGGCAUUACGGGUCUAAAACUGCAAGGAGCACAGUGCAAAAACAACCAACUGCUGCUCACGUCGGCCAUCAUGACCGAACUACCGCUGACGCUACUCAAGUGGACACGCAUCGACUCGGAUGCGGCUGCACGGGCCGCCAAACUUACGCUGCCGGUCUACUUAAAUUCAACCCGCGCGGAACUGCUGUUCACGGUCGAUAUGACGGUGGCCCCUGGUCAGGAUCCACACUCUUUCUACGAGCGCGGUGUCGCUGUGCUGGCUUCGACGGCGCUAAACUAAAGCUGGAGCCCGGCCGCCGGUGAUUAUCAACUAGAUGUUAUGGGACUCAUGCUAUUUAUUUACACAUUGAACGACUACACGUCGCUGGCAACUAAACAUAUUAACCCAUUGAAAAGGAUCUUGUAACACGCGCUUCUUCUAGCUAAAAAAAAGUAACUGCUCGUUCCGCAGGAACGGUUCUCUUUUACUGUUCGCUUUAAAUAUUCAAAUAUUCAAUAAAAAUAUAUAUCAUCA